AUUUAGUAUCAUAUCCAAAUUAUUGUUAUUAUAAUAAGUUGCACAUUUUUACAUCAUUCAAUUUAUGCAAUUCAUUCAACGUUACGUUCGCAUCGUACACCGGCGUAAAUACUGUCAUUGUUUAUUCGCAUAACGUGGAAGAAAGUCAACCGGUUAGUGUCGGCCAGUGUCCCGUCCUCGUAGUAGGUCAAUGGCGCGCCCCAGCCGGCACCGGCUCGCGUGAGCUGCUGACGUCGCGCUCCAGCCGCGCUCGUGCGGCGCCCAGUCUCCCUCGCACCACCAACCGUUAACCGCGUCACGCGUCGCUCAUUCCAACUCGCAAUUCGCUUGACGAUACUCGCUUCGAGGAAACACUGCCAUAAUGGGCGCGAAAGUGGAAAAUGUCGGCAUACUCGCUAUGGAAUUAUACUUCCCGGCACAAUACGUCGAUCAAGUGGAAUUGGAAAAAUUCGACGGCGUGUCCACCGGCAAAUACACGAUCGGGCUCGGACAGAGCAAAAUGGGCUUCUGCUCCGACCGAGAAGACAUACAGUCCUUGUGCAUCACAGCUGUUCACCGGCUCAUAGAACGGAACAAUCUGAACCUUCAUGACAUUGGACGGCUGGAGGUGGGUACGGAGACCAUUAUAGACAAAAGUAAAAGUGUGAAAACAUUCCUCAUGACAUUGUUUGCCAAAGCGGGAGCCACCGAUAUAGAAGGAAUUGAUACAACAAAUGCAUGUUAUGGUGGUACUGCAGCUCUCUUCAAUGCUAUUAACUGGGUGGAAUCCUCCUCAUGGGAUGGCAGAAAGGCCAUAGUUGUGGCCGGUGACAUUGCAGUGUAUGGCAAAGGACCUGCGAGACCUACUGGUGGUGCUGGAGCAGUGGCCAUGCUGGUGGGCCCAAAUGCACCCUUAGUGUUUGACCGUGGUAUAAGAGCUUCAUAUAUGACUCACACAUAUGACUUUUACAAGCCAGAUCUUGCCUCAGAGUUCCCUUUUGUUGAUGGCAAGCUAUCUGUAAAAUGCUACCUCAGUGCUUUAGAUAAUUGCUAUAAUUUAUUCUGUAAGAAGAUGAGGAGGACUGACCCCGAUUUUAAAGGAUUGCUAAGUUUAGACGGCAUGCUGUUCCAUUCACCAUACUGUAAGUUAGUGCAGAAAUCCUUAGCUAGGGUCUGUUUUAAUGACUUUUUAAAUACCCCUGAAGAGGACAGGGAUAAGCAGUUCCCGGGGUUAUCAGAGUUCAGUAGCAGAAAAUUGGAAGAUACUUAUUUUGACCGUGAUGUUGAAAAGGCUUUCAUGACAUACAGCCAGCAGUUGUUCGAUGAGAAAACAAAGCCAUCUCUAUACAUCGCUCGCAAUGUUGGCAACAUGUACACUCCGUCGUUGUAUGGAGGCCUGGUAUCCUACCUCAUUAGUAAAUCACCUGAAGAGUUAAUUGGGAAGAAAUUUGCCUUAUUCUCUUAUGGUUCUGGUCUAGCGUCUACAAUGUAUUCUAUUAACAUCUGUAAUGAUAUGAGUGCGGGUUCCAAGUUGGAGAAGCUUAUUACUUCCCUACAUGACACAGUUUCCUACUUAGACAAGAGAGUGAGUGUGGAGCCUAGCAAGUUUUCGGAGCUUAUGGAAAUCAGAACAAAGAAUUACCACACGGCUCCAUAUGAACCGAGUGGGCCCAUAGAUGUACUGUUCCCUGGUACAUACUACCUAGUUAACAUUGAUGACCAGAGAAGACGCACGUAUGAGAGGAAGGCUUAGUGUAUUAAUUAUAGUGUUUUCUUGUGUUUGGUGAGGGAUUAGGUGAUGUGGGAUUUUUACACCUUGGGUAUUUAAUUACCAUUUAUUGGAAUUUGUCAUUUUGCUAAAGUAACUGCAUGUAAUAAACUAUGGUGCUCUGAAAAGCUGCAAAAUGGAUAUUUUCUUGAGUCAACAACUUGGGUAUGCUAAUUUUCCUGUUAAAGUCCGUUUGAGUUAGUACAGUGAAUAUCACAUCCUUUAUUUGUAUGCAAAUUAUUAAAAAUCAAUAUGAAAUAUCUUAUAAGUGUUAGUAUGCUGAUGUUUUUAUGAAUUUGAAAUUAUAGUAUGUUAAACAAUACUUGUUGAAAUCAGUGUGCAGGUUUUUUUAAGUGCAGUCAAACUGUGCUUAAUCUCCAUUUGAUUAGAAUAUUUAUGUUUGUUAAUUUAUUUAUUACUGAAAUAGACAUAUGAAACUUGA
Molecule: messenger RNA, 2189 nt
Organism: Cydia splendana
Lineage: Eukaryota; Metazoa; Arthropoda; Insecta; Lepidoptera; Tortricidae
Gene: Hmg-s
Product: hydroxymethylglutaryl-CoA synthase 1
Exons: 1
Coding region: 362-1732 (456 amino acids)
Biological process (GO): acetyl-CoA metabolic process
Molecular function (GO): hydroxymethylglutaryl-CoA synthase activity
Source: RefSeq, a predicted model, not a curated record